AUGCAGCGCAAUGAACAAGCGCAGGCUGAGCAAAUGUUUCUGUUGGCUUUACACGAACGUUUCGCUCAACAGUUACGACCUCAAACUGAAAUGCAUCGAAUAUGGCAAAAUAUGAUGCUUGGGUUACCAACUUUGUUGCCACCACUAGAUAUAUCCUCAUUACCAGGCACUAGCCAAGCCUUGUUGCAUCCUCUCUAUCAGCUCCAUAUAAUCGUCUUAGUGAAUGUUAUGGCUAUUGUACGAAAAUUAAGCUCUUUCCAUCUUUGA
Thelazia callipaeda (thelaziosis nematode) is the source of this 267-nucleotide messenger RNA. NCBI's taxonomy places the organism in Eukaryota, Metazoa, Nematoda, Chromadorea, Rhabditida, Thelaziidae. The record is from the annotation of a GenBank genome assembly.